Molecule: messenger RNA, 867 nt
Organism: Hypanus sabinus (Atlantic stingray)
Lineage: Eukaryota; Metazoa; Chordata; Chondrichthyes; Myliobatiformes; Dasyatidae
Product: pre-rRNA 2'-O-ribose RNA methyltransferase FTSJ3-like
Exons: 7
Coding region: 91-867 (258 amino acids)
Biological process (GO): maturation of 5.8S rRNA from tricistronic rRNA transcript (SSU-rRNA, 5.8S rRNA, LSU-rRNA); maturation of LSU-rRNA from tricistronic rRNA transcript (SSU-rRNA, 5.8S rRNA, LSU-rRNA); rRNA methylation
Cellular component (GO): nucleolus; preribosome, large subunit precursor
Molecular function (GO): rRNA (guanine) methyltransferase activity; rRNA (uridine-2'-O-ribose)-methyltransferase activity
Source: RefSeq, a predicted model, not a curated record
AGCUUCCAUUGGCUGGCGGGUCCCGGUGCGCGGCGAUUGGCGGAGGUGGGGUGACGCAGGGCGGCGUGCUGCGUGCGGCGUGCGGCGGCCAUGGGGAAGAAGGGGAAGACGGGCAAGGCCCGGCGGGACAAGUUCUACCACCUGGCCAAGGAGACCGGUUACAGAUCCCGGUCGGCCUUCAAACUGAUUCAGCUGAACCGGAAGUUCCAGUUCCUGCAGAGAGCGCGGGCUGUGAUCGACCUCUGCGCAGCCCCCGGAGGCUGGCUGCAAGUGGCUUCCAAGUUUAUGCCGGUAUCGAGUCUGAUUAUUGGUGUUGAUCUUGUCCCAAUUAAACCCAUUCCCAGUGUUGUUACGCUUCAGGAGGACAUCACAACCGAGAAAUGCCGACAGGCUCUGAGGAAGGAGCUGCAGACGUGGAAGGUGGACGUGGUCCUCAACGACGGGGCUCCCAAUGUCGGCUCCAACUGGCUCCACGACGCUUUCUCCCAAGCCCAGCUGACGCUGAUGGCGCUGAAGCUGGCCGCCGAGUUCCUGGCCCGGGGCGGCUGGUUCAUCACCAAGGUGUUCCGCUCCAGGGACUACCAGCCGCUGCUCUGGGUCCUGCGCCAGCUCUUCCGCAGCGUGCAUUCCACCAAGCCCCAGGCGUCCCGCAAUGAGUCGGCCGAGAUCUUCGUCGUCUGCCAGGGAUACACGGCCCCCGACAAGAUCGACAGCAAGUUCUUCGACCCCAAGCACGCCUUCAAGGAGGUGGAGGUGCAGGCCAAGAGCGUCAGUGACCUGGUCUCCAGCAAAAAACCCAAGGUACGGGGGUCCGGGGUCAAGACGGGGGAGUGGGGGGGAACGCCAGGGAGCGGCAAACAGAGAUAA